AUGCUCCCGACCACGACAUGUCGAUGCUUUGCGAGUACGACUCGUCGAGUGAUCGUCGCUUCAACCUCCACCUCCUCGAGCAUACAACGGUCGGGCACACGAGCGACACCGGCCUCCUCAUCGAUCGCAUGGACACUUGCUACAGGUGGACACCCAUCUUCAAGCAGGUCCUUGACGACGGGGAGAUCAAGGUCCAAAAGGAUGACGAGAUCGGAGAGUGAGCGUGCGACGGCGGCGGAAGAGGAGCAAGAGGUUGAGGACGAAGGGGAGGAGCGAUCGAAUGCGGAGACGAGGGAGGACUCGCAUGGUGAUCCGACAGCAGGAAAGUAUGGCAAGAUACAGAGUCAGUUACUGCACAAGGUGUGCUGCAUUGGGCUGAGCACGGCCAAGCCUGACCCUCUCUUCCCGCGUCUCGCAGCGAUCCCCUUCCACCUCCCCGGAUGGAAAGCCUCCGAGUACUGCUCCGUCGGCGCGCAUUCCGCUUUUGGGUUCGGCACUUUCCUACGCAUGACCCUCAACCGGGUUUUCGGCAACAUCUUUGAGACCGGUGUCGAGAGGCUCGCUUUUCGGGGCGUGCUCUUGCCGGUGUGGAAGAUCGAUUUGGCGAUCAAGGGGACGGCGUGGCUGGAUGCACAGAUGAGCAUGUCGGGUCAGUUUGAGCGUUCGAGCGACUCAUAAUUCAAGUGGAGACGGUUAGCUGAAGUGAGAGUGGAUCCCGCGCACAGUCUCGGCGAGCAACGCCACCAUUCCGGGCUACAAAAUGAGCCCCCUCGACCAAUUGACCGUCGACAGUACAUGGGACUCUGAACCCGUCCCCUUCUCGCCGUCCCACCAUGCCGGUCGUCAAGUCGUCGUCCGUGACCCCGAAGAUGGGUCCGUGGUCGAACUUCGGCACGGAGAGGAGUCGGUGCCGUUGACGGUCGUUCCUUUUACGCAUCAUCCGCUGAAUUUGUUGAGAAAGAUCACGGGGUUGCCGAGGACGACGGAGAGUCAGCAUGGGAUCGGAUUGGGUUAGUCCGAGAGGAAAUGGGGGGUGAAGACUCGCUAGGCUCAUUCAUCUUUGUCCGAUCGCAGAUCCUUCGGGCAUCAAAGCCUCCUUGUUCGGCGCCUACCCCCUCUACAUCCCCGUUUACCUCGCCGAAUACGCCAAAGGCGACGAACGAGCGACCACAGUCGCCUUCGGUGCGAGCGAAAAGAUCAAUUUCGCCCUCUACGCUUCCAGCAAACCCGAGCCGAGGUGGGAACCCAACGGCGAUGCGUGUGAACUGACCGUCGGCGGCUCCCCCCUCGAUUUCACCCAACGUCCUAAACCGAACGCUUUACAGGUGCUCAAACCCAAAUUGGACGAAUGGUUCGCGAACCUCCAGACGCAAACGGAGAGCUCUUCUUUCUUGCUCACCGAUCCGAUCAAACCUUAUACGUGGUCGGGCGCGAUCGCGAAUCAUCCGCGGGUAUUGGAGUACUCUGAACAUUCUCAAGCGUCCAAAGCCUACAUCCAGAAGCUGGCGGAAUUGGAUCGGGUGGAAGCAUUGAUGAAGAACUUUGAGGUGAUGGAUGAGAAUGUCAAGGGGUUGAUGAUUGGGCCGAAAGGGGUGCCGAAGCUCAUGGGUAGGGAUGGUAUGAUGGAGGAUGUCAAGAAGAGGUUGUCCAAGGCCAAAAAGGAAGUCGAGUUGGCGAUGCCGAGAUGGGUCAGGGACAUUGAUGCGCAGACGCAGAAGUAG
Molecule: messenger RNA, 1721 nt
Organism: Microbotryum saponariae
Lineage: Eukaryota; Fungi; Basidiomycota; Microbotryomycetes; Microbotryales; Microbotryaceae
Source: the annotation of a GenBank genome assembly